This is a messenger RNA of Quercus lobata, 2143 nucleotides long. RefSeq names its product tRNA (5-methylaminomethyl-2-thiouridylate)-methyltransferase. Bases 83 to 1717 code for a protein of 544 amino acids. NCBI's taxonomy places the organism in Eukaryota, Viridiplantae, Streptophyta, Magnoliopsida, Fagales, Fagaceae. Gene Ontology annotation, biological process: tRNA processing. Gene Ontology annotation, molecular function: sulfurtransferase activity. The transcript is spliced from 10 exons. The record is from RefSeq and is a predicted model, not a curated record.
UUUAGCAAAAAAACACACCAAAACUUUUGUGUGCGUGUGACAAGGCUUAUCGGUAGACAUUGCGUAGCACAUCAACAAAGCAAUGCUGCUGAGACUGAGACUGAGGCCAAUCUCCAUGUCCAUGUCCUCCUCGCUAACUCUCUUUCACCUCCCAUUCCAAAGCCUCUCUCUCCAACGCCAAACUCAAAUCAAACUAAAACCCUUCCUUCAAUUCAGCCCCUCUAGACCCCUCUCUAUAUCUUCUUCUUUCUCUACUUCGGUGGCCCAAGUGCCACUACGCUUUUCAAACAGCCUCGAUGUCGAUGAUCAUCAUCUCUCUUGCUCCAUGCCCAACACCAAGCCCCUCAGAGUCGCCGUCCUUGUCAGUGGCGGCGUCGACAGCAGCGUCGCUCUUCGCCUCCUCCACGCCGCUGGCCAUUCCUGCACCGCUUUCUACCUCAAAAUCUGGUUCCAAGAAGACUUUGAGAACUUCUGGUCAGAGUGCCCAUGGGAAGAAGAUUUGAAGUAUGCUAAAGCUGUUUGUAAUCAAGUUGGUGUCCCAUUAGAAGUUGUGCAUUUGACAGAUGAAUAUUGGAAGAAUGUGGUGUCUUACAUUAUUGAGGAGUAUCGAUGUGGCCGUACUCCUAACCCAGAUGUUCUUUGCAAUACAAGAAUAAAGUUUGGUGCAUUCAUGGAUGCCAUCAGCAGUAUGAAUUUUGACUAUGUUGCUUCUGGACAUUAUGCAAAAAUCGUUCACUCCUCCACAGAUCAGAUGGAUAACCCUUCUGUUUUAGAACUUUCGAAAGACAUGGUCAAGGAUCAAACAUACUUCCUUUCGCAUCUCUCGCAGGCUCAGCUCAAGCAACUAAUGUUCCCACUUGGUUAUAUCUCAAAGGAAGAAGUUCGCAAACUUGCUACAAGAUUUGAUUUACCUAACAAAGAUAGAAAGGAUUCACAAGGAAUAUGCUUCCUUGGGAAGAUAAAGUUCAGUGAAUUUGUUGGUAGACAUAUUGGGGAGAGGGAAGGUGUAAUAUUGGAAGCUGAGACAGGAGAUUUCCUUGGAAAACAUCGAGGUUUUUGGUUCUACACAAUUGGUCAACGCCAAGGUCUACGUCUCCCUGGAGGACCCUGGUAUGUUGUUGAGAAGGACAUUAAAAACAAUGUAGUGUUUGUGUCAAGAAAUUACUUCUCAUUUGACAAAAGAAGACGCAUAUUUCGUGUUGGCUCCAUAAAAUGGCUUAGUGGGUUGCCUCCAAAUCAGUUAUGUCAGCUCCAGUGCAAGGUCAGACAUGGCCCUGGAUUUUACAACUGCAGUUUAGAAAUGGAACUUGGUCAAGACGGUAGUGAAGACAUUGCAGUUGUCCACUUAUCUGAAGAUGAUCAGGGCCUGGCAGCUGGGCAGUUUGCAGCCUUCUAUCAGGGAAGAACCUGCUUGGGCUCUGGCAUAAUUUUGGAGUCCUGGGAUGAUCAAGGUUUUCCUGUGUGUGCAAAGGCGCUCGAAAUUGCAAGAAUGGAAGAUAAAUCAAAGCUUGGGAAACCAAUUAAGAUAAAAAUUAAACCAGAAACUCCUCUAGUGGAAUCUAAUGAUACUGAUGGACAAGAGCUUUGUAGAGGACUACAAAAUUCCCAUGUUGUAGCCGCUAAACAGAGAAAACGGGCAUCUAAGGAAGAAUCAAUCUCUAUAUUCCCUGCGAAUUGGCUGCGAAAGAUUCUAGGGAAGUGGAGGCAGAUCUUUUAGCUUUUGUGAUCUCAAGGGCAGGAGAAUUGACCACAGUGGAGGAGAAAUCAUACAAGUGAUAGUUUGCAUCCAGUAUAAAAUCUUGUGAAUGGCUGGAAUAAUGCUUCAGUCUCUUAUCCUAUGUUUGGAUGGAGGGGUGGGGGGGGGGUGGGGUCUAGUUCCAGCUAUCUUCCCCCCUCUCCUCCUGACUCCCUCCAUUCUAAACAUAUCCUUAGUGAUUCUCAUGUUGAGGUAGAAAGGUAACAUGGAAGUUCAUUAGGUAGUACAUUAGAUAGUUUGAAACCUUGAAUUGGUCAUUGGGUUGUAGCAACUAUUUUACAUCAUAUUCUUUGAGGCAAUCAUAUUCUUUUUCAUGGGGUGGGUUGAAUCUGCAACAAUUAGCUGCAGAUAUUAAUAUAUCUAUAAUGUAUGUUGUAUUUAAAAAUA